Messenger RNA from Haliotis rufescens (red abalone), 1550 nucleotides. RefSeq lists its product as uncharacterized. Bases 309 to 1373 code for a protein of 354 amino acids. NCBI's taxonomy places the organism in Eukaryota, Metazoa, Mollusca, Gastropoda, Lepetellida, Haliotidae. The transcript is spliced from 8 exons. Gene Ontology annotation, molecular function: DNA binding. The record is from RefSeq and is a predicted model, not a curated record.
CGGUAUAAUUAACUUUGAAUGAUCACGUGAUGCUUGAAGUAACUCUCCUUUCACUGACUUACAUCCGGGUAACCUGGGUCGAAGGUUAGGCGUCCAAGAUGGCGGACUCGAUUGUUUUGCUUUUGAAAUUAUAUAAAUUCAAAUCAAUGUGGUUUCAGGUGCCAUCAGUCAAAUUGUAGGAGCUUUAUAAAACAAUAACGGAAUAUAACAAUAAUUAUCCGCAAGUUUCCCGUGAUUGACAUCACCGCGUUUAAUUGGUACGGAAUUAUGAAAAUCUCCAAAUGUAAAUAAAUUGGAAUAGCCCUAACAUGAUAUCGCAUGUAAGCCGUACAACACAACGGGAUCGAUCAUUGGGAUGGGCAAGAGGGUGUUUGUGUGUCCUAUGCAGACCAAUGGAUUGGUCGCAGAUGAUUUUAUUUUCGUGUCGAUAUGACCGAAAAUGGCUGAAGAGUGUGUCAAAAAUUGGAACAAGACCAAUUCCAUCAAGAGAUGAAGCAACUCCAAAGCAGCAGAGUUCAAAACCUGUCAAACAUGCAGAAGGGAAGGCUGCUGUUGCUUCAUCGGAGCAUAAGGGAGGCACCCAAAUGAAACCAACAGCAAUGCAGAAGAGACCUGCAGAGGCAGUACAGAAUGAAAUGGCAGUCAAGGCAUUGAAGAAGUUUAGAUUAAUGAAAUUUAACACAGACAAGACAACGACAGAAGAAAACCCAGAUGAUCAUGCCGUCCCAGCUAUCCUAACUGAGACAACUAGUCCAGCAGCAGAAGAUGCCAUGCAAUCCAUAAGACAAGACUUGGACAUGAUGCAAGGCCUCUCAUCUCCAGGGAUGGACCAGCCACAAGACCAGUUUGUUACUCGUGCAGAGUUCGCUAAGCUCGUUGCAGAUGUCAGGGAGCUGCAAUUGACGGUUGCAAACAUGAAGAAGAAGGCAUCCGCCAAAAGACUGAAUUUGUCACAAACUACAUUGCAGCCCCUGUCAUCACCAGCAUCUCAACAGCAGCCUGUAUCUCAGGAGUCUUCACUUGCAUCUACCCUUCAUCAUGCCCCAUCUCUUGAAACAUCUCCUUCACCAUCACCAAUUCUGUAUAACGGCCACACCAUCGAUCAUCUCAGGGAUUCUAUUUCAAUGUGUGAUAAACUUUUACAAGCUACCAAAAUAACAUUAUUUCAACUUUUUGACCACAUCUACAUAUUAAACCACAGUGUUUCGGGCAAGGCCUCAAAUUCUAAAACGGUCGCUAAACCCCCUUUUGAUUCCAGGUUGUAUGGGGCCCUUCUUUAUGUUUUGAAAGCAAAAUUCCCGUCAACUUCAGAUUCAGAUAUAACGACUAAAAUUCAUACAGUUCAAAAGAUGUUGAAAAAAAGAAAUCUCUAAAGUUCCCAAAGUGAUGAUGGGUGUGUCCUUCAUUAGAAAUCAUUCCAUGUAGCGAUUAGAAUUGGUCCCCAGCAACAUGGUACACUUAGAGGAUCAAACUACAAACAAAGAAAAUCAUUAGUCAUUGAAGUAACUGCCAUUUAUAUCUCCUGAAAAGAUAAAUAAAGAGGAAAUUAG